ACCCAGACCCGCAGACCUCAGACCCCCAGACCUCAGACCCCCCAGACCUCAGACCCAGACCGACCCAGACCCCCAGACCUCAGACCACAGACCCCCAGACCUCAGACCCAGACCGCAGACCCCAGACCCCCAGACCUCAGACCGCAGACCCCCAGACCCAGACCGCAGACCCCCAGACCUCAGACCCAGACCCCAGACCCAGACCGCAGACCCCCAGACCCAGACCCCCAGACCUCAGACCCAGACCCCCAGACCUCAGACCCAGACCGCAGACCCCAGACCUCAGACCCCAGACCCAGACCGCAGACCCCAGACCUCAGACCCAGACCGCAGACCCCAAACCUCAGACCCAGACCGCAGACCCCCAGACCUCAGACCCAGACCGCAGACCCCCAGACCGCAGACCCCAGACCCAGACCGCAGACCCCAGACCUCAGACCCAGACCCCAGACCUCAGACCCAGACCGCAGACCCCAGACCCCAGACCGCAGACCUCAGACCCCAGACCGCAGACCCCCAGACCCAGACCCCCAGACCUCAGACCCAGACCGCAGACCCCAGACCUCAGACCCAGACCGCAGACCCCCAGACCUCAGACCCAGACCCCCAGACCUCAGACCCCCAGACCCCAGACCUCAGACCCAGACCGCAGACCCCAGACUCCAGACCCAGACCGCAGACCCCAGACCUCAGACCCAGACCGCAGACCCCAGACCCAGACCGCAGACCCCCAGACCUCAGACCCAGACCGCAGACCCCAGACCCAGACCCCCAGACCUCAGACCCAGACCGCAGACCCCCAGACCUCAGACGCAGACCCCAGACCUCAGACCCAGACCUCAGACCUCAGACCCCAGACCUCAGACCCCAGACCUCAGACCCCCAGACCUCAGACCCCAGACCUCCAGACCUCCAGACCCAGACCCCCAGACCGCAGACCCAGACCGCAGACCCCCAGACCUCAGACCCAGACCUCAGACCCCCAGACCUCAGACCCCCAGACCUCAGACCCCCAGACCGCAGACCCCCAGACCGCAGACCCCCAGACCGCAGACCCCCAGACCGCAGACCCCCAGACCGCAGACCCCAGACCUCAGACCUCAGACCCCCAGACCUCAGACCCCCAGACCUCAGACCCCAGACCUCAGACCCCCAGACCCCCAGACCUCAGACCCAGACCCCAGACCCCAGACCUCAGACCCCCAGACCUCAGACCCAGACCGCAGACCCCAGACCUCAGACCCCCAGACCUCAGACCCAGACCUCAGACCCCCAGACCUCCAGACCUCCAGACCCAGACCCCCAGACCGCAGACCCAGACCGCAGACCCCCAGACCUCAGACCCAGACCUCAGACCCCCAGACCUCAGACCCAGACCGCAGACCCCCAGACCUCAGACGCAGACCCCCAGACCUCAGACCCAGACCUCAGACCUCAGACCCCCAGACCUCAGACCCCAGACCUCAGACCCCCAGACCUCAGACCCCCAGACCUCAGACCCCCAGACCUCCAGACCUCCAGACCCAGACCCCCAGACCGCAGACCCAGACCGCAGACCCCCAGACCUCAGACCCAGACCUCAGACCCCAGACCUCAGACCCCCAGACCUCCAGACCCCAGACCGCAGACCCCAGACCGCAGACCCCCAGACCGCAGACCCCAGACCGCAGACCCCCAGACCGCAGACCCCAGACCUCAGACCUCAGACCCCCAGACCUCAGACCCCAGACCUCAGACCCCCAGACCUCAGACCCCAGACCCCAGACCUCAGACCCCAGACCCCAGACCUCAGACCCCCAGACCUCAGACCCAGACCGCAGACCCCAGACCUCAGACCCCCAGACCUCAGACCCAGACCGCAGACCCCCAGACCCAGACCGCAGACCCCAGACCUCAGACCCAGACCGCAGACCCCAGACCUCAGACCGCAGACCCCCAGACCUCAGACCCAGACCCCCAGACCCCCAGACCCAGACCCCCAGACCUCAGACCCAGACCGCAGACCCCCAGACCUCAGACCCAGACCGCAGACCCCAGACCUCAGACCCAGACCCCAGACCCCAGACCGCAGACCUCCAGACCUCAGACCCCCAGACCUCAGACCUCAGACCCCAGACCCAGACCCCAGACCCAGACCCCAGACCCCAGACCCCAGACCCAGACCGCAGACCCCCAGACCUCAGACCCAGACCGCAGACCCCCAGACCGCAGACCCAGACCGCAGACCCCCAGACCCAGACCCCCAGACCUCAGACCCCCAGACCCAGACCUCAGACCUCCAGACCGCAGACCCCCAGACCUCAGACCCCCAGACCUCAGACCUCCAGACCUCCAGACCCCCAGACCGCAGACCCCCAGACCCCAGACCCCCAGACCCCAGACCUCAGACCCCCAGACCUCCAGACCGCAGACCCCCAGACCUCCAGACCUUAGACCCCCAGACCUCAGACCCAGACCCCCAGACCCAGGGGGACGAGUGA
Molecule: messenger RNA, 2480 nt
Organism: Oncorhynchus masou masou (cherry salmon)
Lineage: Eukaryota; Metazoa; Chordata; Actinopteri; Salmoniformes; Salmonidae
Product: basic proline-rich protein-like
Exons: 1
Source: RefSeq, a predicted model, not a curated record